UGCGUAUCCAGACGUGGCAACGGCAUCAUGGCCUCUUGGAAUCGCUACGGGAGUCGGAUGAGAGAGGCGAAAAUGUUAAUGUUGGUGUUGCUGGUGUGGCUCCUGUCGGUGCUGGAGGCCGCGAAGGUGUCUCCUCUCAUAGAGAAAGUCAGCGACCACAAAGACUUCAAGAAGCUGCUCAGGACGAGAACAAAUAUUCUGGUGCUCUACACGUCUGUAGCUACAUCAGGGGACGCCCACCUGAAACUGCUGUCUGAUGGCCAGACAGUAAAGGGCCAAGGGACUAUUGCCUGGGUCAACUGUGGAGAUUCAGAGGGCCGGAAACUCUGUAAGAAAGUGAAGGUGGACCCGAGCUCCAAACGUGGAGGAGCAGAGCUGCUGCAUUACAAAGAUGGGACGUUCCACACGGAGUACAGCAGGCCUGCCACUUUCAAGUCGAUGGUAGCGUUCUUGAAAGACCCAUCAGGGCCCCCACUGUGGGAGGAGAACCCCGAGGCUAAAGAUGUCAUCCACAUAGAGACGGAAAAAGACUUCAGGAAGCUGCUGAAGAAAGAAGAGAGGCCGGUCCUCAUAAUGUUCUAUGCGCCCUGGUGCGGAGUUUGUAAGAGAAUGCAGCCCAUUUUUCAGCAAGCAGCCACAGAGACAAAAGGGAAAUAUGUACUAGCAGGAAUGAAUGUGCACCCAGCUGAGUUUGACGGCCUCAAGCAGGAGUACAACGUCAAAGGCUACCCAACCUUCUGCUACUUUGAGAAGGGGAAGUUCCUUCACCACUAUGAGAACUACGGCGCCACAGCCAAGGACAUUGCAGACUGGCUGAAGAAUCCUCAGCCCCCCCAGCCGAAGACCCCUGAAGUCCCCUGGUCUGAGACGGACUCCCCGGUCUUCCACCUGACCGAUGAGUCCUUUGACAGCUUCCUGGAGGAACAUCCUGCUGCCCUGGUCAUGUUUUACGCCCCUUGGUGUGGCCACUGCAAGAAAAUGAAGCCAGAGUAUGAUGAAGCUGCGGAAAUACUCAACAAGGGUGCAGAUAGUCCGGGUGUUCUGGCAGCAGUAGAUGCCACAGUGCAUAAGGCUGCCUCAGAUCGUUUCAAAAUCUCCGGUUUCCCAACUGUUAAGUAUUUUGUGAACGGUGAGGAGAGGUACACGCUACCACAGCUGCGAAGCAAAGACAAGAUCAUCGAGUUCAUGCACAAUCCACAGGCACCUCCUCCACCAGAGCAGUCUUGGGAGGAGAAACCCUCCAGUGUCAGCCAUCUUGGGUCAGAGGACUUCCGAGAGGCUCUGAAGAAGAAAAAACAUGCUCUGGUCAUGUUCUAUGCUCCCUGGUGUCCACACUGUAAAAAUGCUGUCCCCCACUUCACCACGGCGGCAGAGCUCUUUAAAGAGGAUCGCAAGAUUGUGUACGCGGCUGUGGACUGCACAAAAGGGCAGAACCACGAGCUUUGCAAGCAGGAAGGGGUGGAGGGCUACCCAACAUUCAACUACUACAACUACGGCAAGUUUGUGGAGAAAUACAACGGAGAUCGAGGGGAGGCAGGCUUCACGGGCUUCAUGCGCAGCCUAAGAGGACGUGACCAGGAAAAGGUUGUCAAGCGGAAGGAGGAGCUCUGAGAGAAGCAUGCAG
Archocentrus centrarchus (flier cichlid) is the source of this 1624-nucleotide messenger RNA. RefSeq names its product protein disulfide isomerase family A, member 5 (gene pdia5). Gene Ontology annotation, molecular function: protein disulfide isomerase activity. The record is from RefSeq and is a predicted model, not a curated record. Gene Ontology annotation, biological process: protein folding. NCBI's taxonomy places the organism in Eukaryota, Metazoa, Chordata, Actinopteri, Cichliformes, Cichlidae. Gene Ontology annotation, cellular component: endoplasmic reticulum.